This is a messenger RNA of Trametes versicolor FP-101664 SS1, 1791 nucleotides long. RefSeq lists its product as uncharacterized. The record is from RefSeq and is a predicted model, not a curated record. The coding region runs from base 1 to 1224 and encodes 407 amino acids. Lineage: Eukaryota; Fungi; Basidiomycota; Agaricomycetes; Polyporales; Polyporaceae. The transcript has 2 exons.
AUGGAGUCCCCGAACAGACUGUCCCAUCGCCGCCGCUCUCACUCCGCUUCAUCUCCCAUCCCCCGCCGGCAACCAGACGACGUCAAGUGGCGCAUAUCUGCCAAACGCUCGCGCCCCAGCUCUAUUCGAAGCCCUUCGUACAAGGAUCUCGCGCACGGCCAACCCGCGGAGAAGUGGGACGUAGACCAGUGGCGGAGAGGCAAGCGCGCCCGCAGAGAUUCCAACGCGGCGGCGUCGUCCGAUGAGCCGUUCGGAAUAGGCUCGGACCCCGUCUUUCCCGCCGAGUCGACCACCAGCUUCACGUUCGCCUCGAGCUCGACCGCGCCCCUCGCGAGCACGUCCGCUGCAUUCCAGUUCUUCCCGCAGAAGAAGGCCCGCCGCAGCCGCUUCUCGCGCGAGCCGUCCCCCCGCGAGGUCGGCCGCAUAUCGCCAGACGAGGCACGCCGCAUGCGCGCAGAUGCUCUCGGUGAACUCCACCGCAGCGUCGUGGAAAGCGGCGAGGGCCUCGUCCGCAAGAUGCGCGAUUGGGAGUCCCGGUCCGCGCGUCCUGCGGCUGACACACACCAGCCACGGCGGUCCUGGCGGCGCCUCGCGUCGUAUUAUGGCACACCCCAUGCAGCCGAGGCGGUCUCCGAGCAGCCUGAGGAGGACGAGGACGACAUAUUCGUCGUCGGCGAGACGUCAUCCUUCCCCGCUGCGCACAGCGGCGCGCAGAAGAAACGGUCGCUGUCGAUGGACGUUGACCUUCCAGAGAUAGAAGCGUACUCGUCCCCGUUCGCAGGCCUCGAUAGCUGCGACCGCAGCUCGUCGCCCAUCGCGCCCUCAUCCGGCCCCUCCGCAUAUUCGUCCGAUGACGAGGGUCACGCGGACAUGGAUGUGGAGCUCGCAUCGUCCGCCUCGGGCCCGUUCUCGUCUCCGGCGCUGUCCCAUACGUACUCGACGUCCGCGAACUCCUCGCUCGUCUCGCUUCCGCUAUUCGCGCACACCAGCGAGCGCAGCGCCGAUAUGGGAGCCGCAUUGCCUACCUCGGCCACGAUCACCUCCAGCGAGUUCACUGCUCCCGCGCUGGGAUCACCCCCUAGCACGUGCUCCGAAAAGGCCAUCGCCGCACUGGCACUCGCUAUGGCCAACGGCGCAGUGGGCAUCAGCGACUACGAGGCCCUGCGCGCAGGCGAGGGCCUCACUACCCUCGAGGAGACGCACGCUGGCGAGCUGUGGAGCUGAGCGCGGCGAUUGUGCGUAGGCGCGAGCCUGCACCUCGCUACCAACACCUUGGCAGUUGCGUCAAGUCUGGCCCCCAAACGUUGUAUCUUCCCCCGUCCCCGGCAUCUCCCCAUCCGCGCAGAAGGAGCGCACUCACGACUUCCCCUUGCAUAACAAGUCCGCCCUCGCAAACUCAUCACGACCCGCAUCAUCUUCUCAUCAUCAAAAGUGCUAUAUCCACAACACGCAGACACUGUAUACCUAACAUAACUCUAUCCUCUAUCUUGUGGCCUCUCUUGGUAAACCGUACACCGGCAGAUAUUGGCAUCGGUGCCCGCGCAACCCUCCCGUCCGGACUCGGCGGAUUCCCCGUUCCCGCUCGAACGCUCCCGAUGUUCCGUCCAGUUUCGCCCCGCUUCCGAUGUCCUUUUCGUUUUGGUCCUCUUGGUUGUUAUUUUUGUCUUACACUCUCCAUACGCAAACCGUCUUAAUCACCUGUAUCCCACCCAUGCAUUCUCCACGUACGUACGUCGAACACACUCUCAGCGCGGCGCCGGCCUUAUGAUCGGAUCCGGCGCGCGCGAACAC